Molecule: messenger RNA, 715 nt
Organism: Gordionus sp. m RMFG-2023
Lineage: Eukaryota; Metazoa; Nematomorpha; Gordioida; Chordodea; Parachordodidae
Product: WD repeat-containing protein 35-like
Exons: 4
Coding region: 23-715 (230 amino acids)
Molecular function (GO): protein binding
Source: RefSeq, a predicted model, not a curated record
UUCAAUAUUAGGCUCAAAUUUAAUGAAUAAUGAAAUGAUAAUAAUUUGUUACAAAAAUGGUAAUUGUCAAAUAUCUUAUCCUGCUGCUAAUAAAGAAUCUGAAAAUCCUCUUAUAUUGGAGACUCAUUUAACUAUUCAUUGUUGCCAUGUAAGUCAUUGCCAUAAUUAUUUGGCUAUAGUAGGACAAAAAUCGAAAGAUAUGCAGAAGAAUAAACAGGACGCCCCAAUCAAAACUUCUGAUCCAAUACUUAUACAUAUCUAUUGUACGAUGAUUGGAAAACUUUUGAACGUUAUCACAAUUUUGGAUUCAGGGAAGGAUAGUAUAAGCGGAAUAUCAUGGCAUUCCUCCUCCAAUUACCUAGCUUUUAUCAUAGCCGACAAUGUUUACAUUUACAGAAUUCGACAUAGUUAUUUGUGGUCUUACAUGAGCCAAACGGGUAUGUUAGCUUACUGUUGGCAGGUAGCAAAGCAAGAAGGGCCCGAACAUCCCACUCGCGCAUUAUCACAUACUACCCAAAAUUAUCGUAUGACAUUUUGCGAUAUCGAAGCUCAUAAGUUUCUGACCGCUGUGAAGGAUUACGAUUUGAACGAAGCGAUUGGUGAACGGGAUAAUUAUUUCCAAUUAUCGAUUUGUUCCAAUCACGAUACAACCGUGCUAGCUAUCCACAAUAUUAGUUCGUCCAAGGAAUAUUCUGACACUGAGAAAUGUUUAUAA